Molecule: messenger RNA, 2310 nt
Organism: Symbiodinium sp. CCMP2456
Lineage: Eukaryota; Dinophyceae; Suessiales; Symbiodiniaceae
Source: the annotation of a GenBank genome assembly
AUGCUGGUAAUUCGCAGCUGCAGAGCCGCUGCCUUUUCGCAGUGCCACGGGCUUGCGGGCAGGUACAGCUUCCAACCCGGCGAAGCCGUGCCCAACCAACCGGAGAAAAGCUUCCCCGCGGUGAACACCGCGGAGGGUUGCGAGUGGAGCUCGGAUGGGUCUCUCUUGGGUCUUGUCGACCCUGCUGGCGGCGUCACCGUGUACAGCGCCGCUCAGGGCUACGAGCCGGUGUGCCAGGUGCCCCCGCUGGUGGGCGGCCCGGUGAGGAACUUUUACUUUUCCCCUUUGGGCACGCACCUGGUGACCUACGAGCGCUGGGUCAAGGACGCCGGUGACAAUGUGGGCGUCUGGGACGCGAAGACAGGCGAGAAGCGCUUCUCGUUCAUUCUCAAGAACAUGACCGGGAUGACCUGGCCACCUCUGAAAUGGACAAGUCUGGAGACGCACUGCUGCCGAAUGGUGCAGGACGGCGUCCAGAUCUUGCCAGGCUCCUGCGAGCGGUCGGAGGUCACGCGCAUAGACGCGCCGGGGAUCAUGGCAUUCGAGGUCUCACCGCGUGGAUCCGGUCCCCAAGGUAGCGGAUCUCCCCAUGUGGCGCUAGUCGUGGCCGAGAUGAAGGGCCAGCCCGCCAGAUGCCAGGUCACCAUGAAGUGGAACAACGUCGGCACGGCAGUGCUUGUGAAAUCCGCCAUGGAGGUCGAUGACACUGGGAAAAGCUACUACGGCGGUGCGAAUCUCUACUUUCUGCGUGCAGACGGCGAAGAGUCGGCCCUUGUAGCGUCCGCUGACGGUGGUGCGAUCCACGAUGCGCAGUGGAGCCCAACUCAGGACGAGUUCAUCCUUCUGCAUGGAGAGCUUCCAUGCCCGGCUGGACUCUACGAAGGCCGCAAGGGUAACAAGCGCGUGGACUUUGGCAGUGGUCAUCGCAAUACCAUCAGGUGGAACCCUUUCGGCCGCUUCUUCGUUCUCGGUGGUUAUGGGCAAUUGCUUGGAGACACCGACUUCUGGGACAAGCCUGGGAAGCAGCUGAUGGCCAGCCGGCGGAUGGAGUGUUGUGUGGUAUGUGGCUGGGCCCCAGAUGGGCGCCACUUCCUCACCGCCACUACGGCGCCAAGGAUGCGCGUGGACAACAAGAUUGAGCUCUUCGACUACCUUGGUGCCCCACUUGGCAAGCUGGAGUUCGACGAGCUGCUCCUUGCAGGCUGGCGGCCACGACCGCGAGGAGCCUUCCAGGACCGGGCACCCAGUCCGGGCCGAAGUGCCCCGGCCUCCCAGGCCAAGGCAGCGGCGAAGCCAAAGGCAGCCCAGGCCUACAGACCGCCCGGCGCUCGGGCUGGUGGCGGCCUUGCCGACCUUCUGCGAAAGGAGCUGGGCUCCACGUCGGCCGAUGCAGCCACAACUGCCACAAAGGUGGGUGCUCCGACGGCUGCGCCAAUCUCCUUGCCUCCAGGAGCCUCUGCGGAGGACUUCCAGAAGGGUAACCAAGGAGGCACCGGCAGCGGGAGCAGCCGCAACGCAAGGAAGAAGAAGGCGAAAGAGGCUGCCGCCCAGGCAGCACCCGAGCCCGAUGUGGAGAAGUUCGUGCCACCUCCCCGGACAGGCGACGCAAAGCCGGCGCCAUCAGCGUGCACGGCGGCGGAGUCUCAGGAAGCCGUCGGAGGUGACGAGGUGGAGAAGAAGGUCCGCGCGCUGAGGAAGAAGCUGCGGGACAUCGAGAAGCUAAAGGAGAAAGUUGCCACUGGAGCUCCCAUAGACCCGCUGCAGAAGCAGAAGCUCGACGGAGAGGCCGAACUCAUCCAGCAGCUCAGAUUUGCUGAAAGGCUUCUGGCCUGGGAGUUCCAGGUGGUUUUCCCAGCGGCUCCGAGGCACAACCGCAUCGGUGACGUUGGCAGCAAGCGCCUGUCCAAAGCCAUCAAGGGCCAUCCUUCGUUGGUGCAGCUGGAUCUGCAGGACAAUGCCGUGGCAAUUGCUGGUGCAGAGAGCUUGUUUGCUGCAUGCGGGAAGAGGCUCGAGUUGAACAUGCAGAACAACCCCGUGCCUCCGGAGAAGAUCACCCAGCUUGGGGCAUCCUUGAAGGAGGCGAGGGAGAAGCUCCACCUCAUGGCUUUCGGUGGUGGAACUCCAGGUUCUGCGAAGGGGACUUUGCGGCCGCCGCGGUCCCGCGAGGGCCGGGAGGGCGGUGGGAGGAGCCCGGCGAGGAGCCCAGCCCAAAGCACCGCACGGAGCCCAGCGCUGAGCGCCGCUCAAAGCCCAACGAGGAGCAGGGCUUCCUCGUUCUUACCGGGGAUAUCGAAAGAGGAGAUUGGCUGA